Messenger RNA from Thamnophis sirtalis, 1020 nucleotides. NCBI's taxonomy places the organism in Eukaryota, Metazoa, Chordata, Lepidosauria, Squamata, Natricidae. The record is from RefSeq and is a predicted model, not a curated record.
CGUCUUUCGCCGCGACUCGCGCAGGAAGCGCCGCCAUGGCUCUUCCCGCCCGCUGAGACGCCGCUGCUGCCGAAAGGGCUGCUCAGAUGAGCAGUACUGGACCCAGCCCAAUGUCAGCUGUUCCAGCUAGCAGUGGAAGAGGGUCUGGGAGAUCAACAAACUUUAUUCUAGAAUUGCAAAGUAUGAUGUUUUCCUUAGGAGAUGCUCGCAGGCCCCUACAUGAAUCAGCAAUAUUGGUUGAAGACAUUGUUCACACUCAACUGAUUAAUUUGUUGCAACAAGCCUCUGAAGUGUCUCAGAUGAGAGGUGCUAGAGUAAUCUCUGCAGAAGAUCUUAUUUUUUUGAUGCGCAAAGAUAAGAAAAAACUUCGAAGAUUACUUAAAUACAUGUUUUUCCGAGAUUACAAAUCUAAAGUUGUCAAAGGCAUUGAUGAAGAUGAUCUUCUUGAAGACAAAUUCAGUAGCAGCACUAACAAACGUCAGAAAACUGCUCAAGACUUUCUUACUUCUAUUGAUCAGACUGGGGAGCUCUUGGCCUUGUUUGAAGAUGAUGAGAUAGAUGAUGUAAAGCAAGAAAGAAUGGAGAGAGCAGAAAGACAAGCAAGAGUGAUGGAUUCAGCACAAUAUGCAGAAUUCAGUGAAAGCCGUCAGUUGAGCUUUUGUAAGUAUUGUGUAAAAUUUUUACUCUCAAAGGUAGUAUUUUUCAAGUUGGUAGUAGUUAAAAAGCAAAUUCAUUUAAUGCCAAAACAAGGAAAAAAUGUCAUUUAUGCUUAACUUGCAAUAAUGGCACCGUCUCUGUUUUUUUUCCCCCAGAGGCUUUUAAUUUGUCUGGCAUGCCCACUGAAUUCACAUCAUCAAAACAUAAGGCUGUUAAAGAGAAUAUGAGAGUACAUUCAAGUUCAAUGAAUCUCAUUAUAGAUGAAUUUGGGAGUCCCUUCAUAAGAUUUCUUCUUGUACUAAUCUCUUGUACAUGUUUCACCUGCAGUAUGAUUGUAUAAAUUGAUUACACGUGAUAUUGUUG